GGAAGCUCUCGCCGACGCCGAGCCGGUGCUGAGCGCGGACGUGCGGCUGACCCGGGGCCGCAAGAGGAGCGAGAGACGCCUUCUCCUCCUCCAGGAGGAAGUGGUGGUCGCCAAGUUGCAACGUGGCACCACCCUGCGCCCACAGCUCCGCCUGGCCCUGGACCAGCUGUGGGUGCUGAGCAGCGGAAAGGAGGCAGCGGGGGAGGAAAAAGAGGAGGAGGAAGGCAGCGAUGAGGACAGGACCUCCAUCAUCCUCAUCUGGCCCACCAGCUCCUGCGUUGCCACUUUUGGCUCCCAGGCACUGAAGGAGCAGUGGGUGGGCACACUGCUGGGGACACCAGGAGGAGCAAAGAGAGCCCGAGUGACCCGUCUGCCCUCCCUCAGACCCCUGGAGAAGGAGCUGAGCUGCCGCCACGCCUGGAGGACAUUCAGCGCCAGGAGCCUAGAGAGGCUGAUGGAGGGCCACGCAGAGGUGAGAAUGGCUGCCUUUCACCCGCCUCUGGCUGUGCCGGCGUCUGCGGCCAGCGAGGAUCAUCCCAAGCAAGGGCCACCGACAGCCCCGUCUAUCAAAGCUGGGGGACUUUGCCGCUCACCAGGUGAGUUCUGGAAAGAAACGCAUUGUCCUGCAAACGGUUGAGCUGUGCUGACUUGUCCCUUGAGUGUCGCCGUGCAGGUGCGGCACCCCAAGGGAGGACGUCACCCUGGACGAGCAAGGACACCCGCUGGGCAGCAGCCGCUGGACGUGGUUCUGCGGGGACCCAGAGCCUCUCCUGCCUGCCCACAGCUUGGAGGAGGGCAGGGC
Molecule: messenger RNA, 802 nt
Organism: Aquila chrysaetos chrysaetos
Lineage: Eukaryota; Metazoa; Chordata; Aves; Accipitriformes; Accipitridae
Exons: 6
Source: RefSeq, a predicted model, not a curated record